AAAUACAGACACGAUCACACAAAAGUUUUCAAGCUAGCUUAGUAAAGACAUGAGGUACUCCACGACCAAGAAGACCAUCAUGGCCAUAUGGGCCGUGGUGGAGACACUAUUAUUCGGGGGGUUAAUAUUCGGCUGGGGAUCUGUUGUUUUUGUUUUAAAAGAUUCUGGUGUGUAUUCCCAUCUUUGUGAUUCUAGAAGAGACAUUGGUUUUUCUACUACAGCCCAAGAAAUAAAAGGUUGUUCUGAGCAAGAUUCGCGUUUAUCGUUAGUGUUUGCUAUAGAUUCGGCUCUGUAUGGUUUGGGAUGUGCUGUGAUUGGACACAUUAAUUAUACAUUUGGUACUCGAAUAACUCGAAUUAUUUCAAGUAUUAUUUUUAUGACCGGAACAUUGCUUAUGGCAUUUGAAAGUCAAAGUUUACCAUGGUUGGUGUUUCCGGGUUUAGCUUGUUUAGGUAUAGGAGGAAUUCCACUCUUUAUAACUAACGCUCAGAUUGGAAAGCUCUUUGAAAGAGGGGGCCCAACGUUUGUUGCACUUUUAUCAGGAGCAGUCAGUACCUCAGCUGUGGUAGAGCUUGUAGCAAAGAUAGCCUAUGAAAAUGGGUUUGCGAUGAAACAUUUCUACCUGUUGUUAACAGGUUUAUACAGCAUGACUUUCGUGUCCACCUUCUUCUUUCUCCCCAAGGAUUUUAUCACUAAACCCACCGAAACACUGUUUGAUAAAACAUCUAACAAGAAAGAACAGAUUACUGGCAUCAGUUAUAUUUAUUCCCCAGAGUUUGAAUAUUACCAGAUAUAUAACGGAAACAAAGGACAGCGGUACACGAGCAACAAUAAACCCCUGGCUAUAGAAUAUGAUGUAGAAAUAUCUAAAAGUUUACCUUCAUUAAAACAAUGUUUAGUGUCUCAAGAAUAUAUAUUACAAGUUUAUUGGUUUUCUGUACUACAGUUACAAUAUUUCUACUUUUUAUCAUCUAUGAACCCCUGGUUAUCAGAAUUAUUCCAUGGCGAUCAGAAACAAGUGAGUUAUUAUACCAACGCUCUACUAUACCUAAUGAUGGGCAAUUUCAUUCUUUCGCCGAUAGUUGGUGCACUUUAUGAUUGGUUCAAACAUUAUUUUGAGGGAAGUCUAUCUAAGAAACGGAGAGAAUUGAUGCCAGCCGUUAUACCUCUGAUGUGUGGGAGUCUAGCGGGAGUUACACUUGCUAUUUUAGUUUCCAUACCAAGUACCUCAGCCACCCUAAUACCAACCUUUAGUGUAUUGGUCGUAUUCCGUUCUUUUGUUUAUAGUUCACCUACAUCAGUAUUCAGUGCCAUAUUUCCUAGUCAGUACUUUGGUUCAUUAUUUGGUAUAAUGAUAGUGUCGGGUGGUAUUUUAGGAUUGUUUCAAUUCGCGUUAUUUACAUGGUCAGAAGCUACAAGUUUCUUACGGGUAAACCAUUUUCUACUAGCAGUGAUUUCAACAACUUUUAUUCAUCCAUUAUUACAAUGGCGAAGUUGUCGAAAAGCCGAACAGAAUGUGACAAACAAUAACAACAAGAAAGAGACAACGGCUAACGACUGCCAACACCCGCCAUCUUUAUCAGCACCAUCAACAUAAUAAACAUAUGAACCAACAUAUUAUAUCUACCCUUGUAAAUGAAUGUAAAUAAAAUGUGGUAAAAGUCCUUUAA
This is a messenger RNA of Patella vulgata (common limpet), 1670 nucleotides long. RefSeq names its product equilibrative nucleobase transporter 1. Gene Ontology annotation, biological process: transmembrane transport. The transcript is spliced from 10 exons. Lineage: Eukaryota; Metazoa; Mollusca; Gastropoda; Patellidae. Bases 50 to 1597 code for a protein of 515 amino acids. The record is from RefSeq and is a predicted model, not a curated record. Gene Ontology annotation, molecular function: transmembrane transporter activity.